Molecule: messenger RNA, 3473 nt
Organism: Ictalurus punctatus (channel catfish)
Lineage: Eukaryota; Metazoa; Chordata; Actinopteri; Siluriformes; Ictaluridae
Gene: htr5ab
Product: 5-hydroxytryptamine (serotonin) receptor 5A, genome duplicate b
Exons: 3
Coding region: 1168-2208 (346 amino acids)
Biological process (GO): adenylate cyclase-activating adrenergic receptor signaling pathway
Cellular component (GO): plasma membrane
Molecular function (GO): G protein-coupled serotonin receptor activity
Source: RefSeq, a predicted model, not a curated record
UUGGUUUGAUCCGCGCGCAGCUCCCGCAGCAGGUACAGCACUCGCACUUCACACACUCCGCUCAGUCCACAUCUCUCGCAGCUCUCGCAGCUCUCGCAUCUCGCAGAUACAACACUCGCUGAAGCCAAAAAAGAAGCUGAUUAUUGCUGGAGGAAUUGCGGGAUGAUGCCCCUUUCGACCGGCAGCCCAUGGCCACAAACAAACUCAACAAAAUCCAGAAGAUCAAAACUUUAGACGUAAUGGGAUUGCGCUCUGUAAUCAGCCUGAAAGCAGCUGGAGUCACGGCAAGCGAGCGGUGAUACAGAGUCAUAAACCAAAAAGGAAGCAAGAUGCAUUAACACCAACGGGUCCCCCUGUAAAGAAAGCGAUGAUCAAUCACGUGACUCUUGCUAACUUUAUGAGCUAAUUUGAGUUCUAGGGCUAGCUUACCCCAUCUUCAUUUCUAACACUAAUUAAUACAUCCCUAAGUUAGUGUUAAAAUCGAACGCUAUCGGAACGCUAAUUCUCGCUAAUAAAGUCCUACCCUUUCGAUAGCUUAGUUUUCUGGAAUUUUCCUUCACUGUGCAAGUAGCAAAGAUUGACAGAAAAUCUUAUUUGUAAUCAUAUUUCACCCAAAGAUCAACAAGUUUCUUGAUGGACGUUCAUGCUAAUCUCAUAAUUAGCAUGGUCAAAUUCUGAUUAUUAUUUUUUCUUAAACCUUUUUUUUUUUUUUUUUUAUUCAUUGGACAAUUUUCAGCAUCAGCCAUGCAUACUCCAAAGAUAGCAAGAUGUUUACUGACUUGCCCCAUGCUAGUUACACUUGGCACCUAAUUCGAGCCAAUUUUCGAAUGCUAGACUAUCUUAGCAUAAUUUCGAAAUGCUAAUCCUUAAACGUUCUUGCGUAAAAUGUCAAGAGCUUAUCUACCUUACUCAUUCACACGUACUGGCCACAAAAAAAAACAACCCAAAACGUUGAAUUAACUGAGGAAGUCAAUGAUCAAACCUGAAACUACCACCACCAUGUGGUUUGAAGGUCAUAAAGAAAUCCAGUGACACCGUAAAGAAUACUGAGGACAUCGACCACAACCAGAGAGAUGCUCAACCAAAACAUCACCAAGAAUUCCAGAGACUUGAUUCAUCUCAACAUCACUGACUAAUUUGUCAUCUGCUAAUCCCUGGACUGCAAGCAUGCCUCACCUCAACGUCACUGCGCUCUUAUCGAACCUGACCAACAGGCCAGAGUCUGGAAACCUGUAUCGGCCGUUCUCUGUGUUCAGCGUCCUCACGCUCACGCUUUUAGCCAUGCUCGUGGUGGCUACGUUCGUUUGGAACCUUCUGGUUUUGGUGACCAUUUUGAGAGUCCGAACUUUCCACCGUGUCCCUCACAACCUGGUGGCCUCGAUGGCCAUCUCGGAUGUGAUGGUGGCCGGGCUGGUGAUGCCGCUGAGCCUUGUUCGGGAACUUUACGGCCGCCGGUGGAUCCUCGGAAAAGCGCUUUGCCAAGUUUGGAUUUCUUGCGAUGUUUUGUGCUGCACGGCCAGCAUCUGGAACGUGACUGCCAUCGCACUCGAUCGCUAUUGGUCCAUCACCCGUCACCUUGAGUACACGCUCAAGACACGAAAAAGGAUCUCCAAUGUGAUGAUCGGACUCACGUGGCUGCUCUCGUCCGUCAUAUCCCUGUCGCCGCUCUUCGGCUGGGGAGAGACAUAUUCCGAGGAGGAUCUGGCGUGCCAAGUGAGCCAGGAACCGUCAUAUACAGUGUUCUCCACCUUCGGCGCGUUUUAUUUGCCCCUCUGCGUCGUGCUGUUCGUGUACUGGAAGAUCUACAAGGCUGCCAAGUUUCGCAUCGGAUCUCGCAAGACCAACACCAUCAUGCCAAUGGCGGAGAUUACCGAGGUGAAGGAGGCAGUGGAACAGCCCCAGAUGGCGUUCAGCGUCCGCCAUGCAGCCGUGUCAUUCCAGCCCGAGGGCGAGACGUGGCGUGAGCAGAAGGAACGCCGCGCCGCACUCAUGGUGGGAAUACUGAUUGGCGUCUUCGUGCUCUGCUGGAUCCCUUUCUUCCUGGCCGAGCUCAUCAUCCCGCUGUGCUCCUGCGACAUCCCACCCAUCUGGAAGAGCGUCUUCCUCUGGCUCGGAUACUCCAACUCGUUCUUCAACCCGCUUAUCUACACGGCCUUCAACAAGAACUACAACAGCGCCUUCAGGAACCUCUUCAGCAGGCAGCGGUGACAAACAACCUACAAGUGCUAGUCAGCAUCAUGCUAACUGACUAACACUGCUUGGAGAAAUAAUACCAUUUGGUAAACUUCACCUACAAGAACUACAACAGCGCCUUCAGGAAGCUGUAAUGAAAGCAAAUGACCACCAAUUAGCCUUGUGCUAACUGACAUAAUGGUCAUGCUGCAGUUUCGCUAAAAAAUAUUGUGUGUACAUUACAUCAGGAACUUCAUUAACUGGCAACGCUGACAAAUAUAACCUUAAAUUAGCAUCAUACUAACUGAACGAAUAAUGAAAUCAUUAUACAUGACAUGCUAAUGAAUCUUCCCAAAACUGUUUAUAUACACAGCCAGGAACUAAACAGGACCUCUUUAGUAGGCUGACAAGUAAUAGAAAUGCUAAGAACUAGCAAUUAGCAUCAUGCUAAUUGCCAUGGCAUAAAUGCUUUUCGUAUAUGAUGUGCUGAAAACAUCAGACAUGCCAUCGUUUCGCUAAAUUAUACCACAUGUGCAUCACGCUAACUGAUAGCUGAAGGAUAUGUCAUGAUAUGUACGUGAAAGAUUUUAUAAUAUUAAGAAUCUACACAGAAACUUCAGGAACUUUUUUGGGGGGGAGCUAAGACUAGCUAACUAGCCAGCAAUGAGCACCAUGCUAAUUUACCUUACAACAUUGCUAUACCAUCUGUAAAUAAACAAUUUGACAAAAUAGCUUAUCAAUUUGUAUGCUAAUCAUUCAGGGUUUUGUUGUUGUUGUUUUUUUUAAUCUUGUGACCCCUUUUAGCAUGUUUUUAAUCUACUACAAAAAAAUCCUUUCGGUUUUUACUGACAUCGUGUCUUGAAGUCUCAUACGCCUGAGAAACAUGGACUCCUAGCAUAAACUAGCUAACCACUAAGCCUAAAGAUUUAGCUAGCUAGCACAUAGCUGUUAACUCCUUUAUCUUUAACAUUUUAAGGGGCACAAAUGACAAAAAAGUGUCAGUAAUACCAACACGUCCUUCAGAUAUCUUCAUAAAUGACUAUGAAAAGGCUUUACGUAACAUUCCGGUGUAUUUUAUAUGAUAGGGUGUUGUAUAAUGCUAGCAGGCUAGCGCUACAGCUAGGGGUUUGCUACAGGAGUGGCUGAAGAUAAAUUGUUAACUAGCUGGGUAUUCUUUCUUUCUUUCUUUUUAACAUAAUGUAUUUUUUCUGUGUUCUUUCUUUUUUUGAGAUUUCUCAUUAUUUUUUAAAACUUGUUUCUUUCUUUCUUUAAUUCUUUUUAGCUUUUUAUUUCUUUCUUUC